AUGUCUUAGAGAUUAUUAAGAAAAUCUCGAACUAAUUUGGGUGAAAUGAGUCAAAGCUAGAGUCAUAGUCAUACAUCUCCGGUAAUGAAUGAGGAUGGCUUGAGAAAUUUCAGAAUUGAAUUUUCAGACUUAUCCAGAAAAAGACUGAGUGAUAGUGGAGAAGUCAAAGAUCCCACCAUCUAUAGUCAGAAACGGAAAUCAAGACUCUCUUAGUUUUCUAAUUUCAAUCCUAGACAAAGAGAUUAGAGUGAUCAUAAUCUGAGUGUGCAUCAGUACACUGCUACUACAAAAUAAUAUUAUCAACUGAAGUGGAAAGAGCUAAGUGGAUUGCCAAAACAAACUGAUUUACAAUAAAUACUCAGGACAUUUUUGGUGAAACUAAAAAGAAAUGCCAAUAUUUGGGAUCAAAUUAACAAUAAGUAUUCUUACCUUAAAGAAACCUAUCUUCAAGAUGAGGUUAGAUUAUAAUCAUAGUAUAUUUCAUAUAUGAGACAAUCAUUUCAUUAUAUUAGAUUACUAUCACUUUUAACUGUGCCAAUUCAGGCUGGAACUCUGUAUAUAGAUCAAUGGAUUCAAGGUUUAAUAAUUUUAUUUUUGGUGAUUGAAUUUAUUGAUUAGUUACUCAAAAUAAAAUUGGUUAAAUUAAAUGUAGUUUGUAACUUCAUUUACAUAGCAAGUACACUUUUGUUAAAUUUUGAUAUAAAUCAAUAGGGUAAAAUAGUCUUAAUGAUAUUAUCCUUGAGUGGUGUUUAAUAUUAAUUUUAGUGGAGCAAAUGUACACUUGCAAUCAUACUCUUAAUAUAUAUCAAUUAUUUCGCUAAUUUUUGGUUAUUGAUAAAUGAUAAUGACAACACAUACUUGGAUUCCAUUAUUUGGACAAUAAAUAAUUGUGUAUAAUAUUCACUAUAAAUAGAAAGUUACCAUUUACUGCAGUUGAUGCCCAAAUAGAAGGCUACAGCAACAAGAUUAUCAGUGUGGCUUUUUAAAUCAUAUCCUUUUAUUUUUAGAUACUUUUCAUUUCAAUUUUUGUGAAAUUCUCAUUUUCAACUAACGAGUACAUAUCCAUUAUUUAUAUUCACUUAGAUAAGAACUAUUCAUUGAUUUUUUGAAGGUAAAUAAGGUUGAUCAAAAUCUGAUAGAUGAAGCUCAAGAUAUAUUGAUUUCAAAUGUUCAUUCUAAUGAAUUGCAAACUGUAACUUAUGUAUAUCUAAUAAAAUAGGUUAACAAUUUAAUGCAGUAAUUACCAAUCAAUAUUUAAAAACCAUUAUUCUUCUUAAUCAAGAGUAAGAAACUCCAUGAAAUUGAAUUCUUUACUCAAUAUUUCUCUAAAUAAUCAAUCGAUGAAAUAGCAUUUGAAUCAGUAUUAAAAUUUUGCAAGCCCAAUGAAGUUAUUGUAGAAAAAGGACAACAAGAUGAAUACGUUUACGUUGUCUUAUAAGGUGAGAUGGGAAUAUAUGAUAACAAUACAUACCUCCAAAGUCUUCCAAUGAAUUAAGCUUUUGGAAUCGAAAACCUUAUAAUGAAUCAAGGACACAAUUUAACUAUGAGAAGUAAAGGAAAUUCAAUCCUGAUAUAAAUAAAUCAUACCAAAUUUUUAGAAACCAUUAAAAAAAUCAAUUGCGAUUUGGAAACCUUUCAUUCUAUAAAAAAUGAAGUAUUAUUUAUGAAUAGAGUUGAACUACUCCUACAACACUGUUAUGUCUGUGGAUCAUAUUAGCAUCUGAGUUCUUUAUGUAAUAGAGUUCAUAUUAGUUUGAAUAAGAAUCUAGUUAUCAGUAGACAUUUGUAUACAAUGCCUUAGAAGAGAAAAAAGUUUGAUAGGAAAUGGGAUCAGAGAGUGAAUUCCCUCUAUAAUUUCAAAUUGGUUAGAAGUUGUGGAAGAAGACUAAAACGAAAUUAUGGGAUUGUAAUGGGGGAUGCUGAGGGCUAUGAAAGAGGAGAUCAGGAAUAUGAGGAAGAGGACGAAGAGGAAGUUUAUUAAGGACAUCUUUCUUAUAAAGACCUGACAAAUCCAUCAAGGGUAAGAAUUUGAUCUAAUUUAAGAAGAGUGUUGAAGUAGUGUCAGGUCAAACUUUAAGAGAUAUUAUCUAUCAUGAUCAUAUAGACAAUGAAGAAUAGUUAUAAUAUUAUCAAUAAUAAUGGUAACAGUAAUAGGAUAUUAAUCGUCAUUAAGCAGUCAAAUAAACCAUAUAAACAGCAGGAUUUCAAAAUGAAGACCUAUAUUUUGGAGAUGCAAUUAACAUCCCACUAUAACACAAAUAAUUUACUUAGAAUAGCAAUACCUUCAAAUCUUCGAGUGGACAAACGUACCAAAGUCAAAAGAGUCAACAAGUAAAAUAGUAAUAGCAAAACUAAUAAUAAUAAUAACAAUAAGUAUAAUAACAAAUACCAUACUAAUCAAAAACAUAUGUUCAAAGUCCUUUAGGCACAAACCAGUUCUUAAUUGCAAAUAAUAGGAAUGCCUAGCCAAAAUUAACAUUCUCAUAUGACCCUUUCUAUCAUGAACAAAACAAUAAACAAACUCUACCUUAACCUUAGCCAGAAUAUCAAGCAAUGAUGAGACCUUAAUUUAGAUCAUCCACUAAUUAUAUUCCUAGUGGUCCCACUCAGUUACCUGUAGUUUCAGAAGAAAGAGAUUCUUAAUUAAACAUUCCGUAGAUGAAUGUACCCUAUGCAUCAGCCAUAUCUAUAAGUUCAGUUGGUAUUUCGAGCAUCGAUGACAUCUAAAGAAGGGAUGGAUAAAACAAUACUUAUACUGGUCCACGAAGGAUGACUCAGAAGUAGACCAACACUAUUACAAGUACUGUGAGUCCAGAUAUUUAGAAGAAGAAAUCAAUUUCUGGAUCAAAUUCAAGAUCUUAUUCUGCUUUGUCUUCUAGAUAGAAUCAACAUUAUAGUGAUUUAGAUAAUGUGAUAUUUAGAUAUGAUGUGAAAGACAAUUUUGACAUUGAUUAGAUAGGAAUCUAUUAGCAAUUCAAGCCGAUGAACAACUACGAUUGUGUGGUCAAUUAAAUCAAGAUCUAAUCUAAGAAAUUAAUUAAAUAGAAGAAAAUAAAAUGA
Molecule: messenger RNA, 3060 nt
Organism: Paramecium octaurelia
Lineage: Eukaryota; Ciliophora; Oligohymenophorea; Peniculida; Parameciidae
Source: the annotation of a GenBank genome assembly